CGUGCCAGGCUCCAGCGCGCACCGGGCUCUGCUGCAGCAGCUCCCAGCCUGGGCUAGCCGUGAGCGGCUCCUGCGGCACGGCGCUGGGCGCCAGGAGAUGGACCCCCAGGCGGGGCAGGAGCCCAUCGAGGUGCUCAGGGUUGUCCUGGGUCUCGGGCUGGCCUUGCUGACCCUGAUGCUUCUUGGCUACGCCAUUGUCCGGUGGUACCAGAGGGGCCAGUGCUGGCGGCGGCCCGACUUCGUCUUCAACCUGUACCAUUCCUGCGGGCUGGGGCCGACGGCAGUGGAGCUGGUGCCACCGUUCAGCAUCAGCGGCUCGCUGAGCCGCCCCAGGAGCAGCUACGUGCCCUUCCGCAACGGGGGGCCGUGAGGCGGGAGCCGGGCUGGCGUACAGCUGCGUUUCUCUUGCCUUGGCCGCGGGCAGCACAGGAAGGUGCCUGGGGCCGGCUGCCAUCGCCACGCUGGUGCACUGGCCCUUGCUUGAGACGGAGGAAGAGGGAGCUGCCUUAUCCCAGGCCACAUCGGCAUGCACCCUGGAGAGAAAAGCCACCUUCCCCAUGGCUCGGGCACACACCAGCCCUCAGGACCAGCCAGCUUCAUGCCCAGGAGACCUCGGGCCAGGCUGUUGGUGACCGGGGCAGCAGGAGUGUCGGGAGCCAGCUAAAAAGGAUUGCAGUGAGGCGUAGAACUGGAUGGCCAGUCUUGUGCAAUAGGGGAAAAUGCCGUAAGGAAAUGAGACUGCUUCAGACUUCCCUCCUCGGUCAGAUAUCUGGACCAAAGUGGAAAUUGGUGCUCCACUCUGAUAGUACAAGCAAACACCUCAGAAAGCCCCUGUGGGCUUUCUCAUGGCUUUCUCAUGCCAGCCACCUGCAACCUCGGCAGAGCAAGCGGCCAUGGAAGCACCUGGAGCACAAGGGCAGCCCUGGCCAAGCUGCUGCGGCCCUCGGGGAGGGACCCCUGCCCAGCAGGUUGGGGCUGGCGAGGCACGGGGCCUUGGGGACUGUUCCUUUGCAAACUGUCUUCUCGGAAGGAAAACAAAAAUUCAGGAGGCUGCACGUAGGGAAACUGGUGAGGGCGGAGCGGAGAGACCCAGUCUGCAGCCCGGCUUGCAAGGGAGCUGGUGGCCAGCCCCAAGCCCCCUCCCCUGCCCUUCCCCGUGCCCGCCGCGCUGCUCCUCGCGGGGUUUGUGCGGUGCUGGGGGCUCUGCAGCCCCGCUGUUGGAAACAUUUGCCUAGGCUGGCGCUGGGGGAGGAAAGGUGGGUGCAGGGGUGCAGCCCCUCGCUGGGGCGGCCGAGGUGCAGCGGGAGAAGAAAGCCGCUUGCAGGAGGAGUCAGAGCCACGCGGCCUCCAUGUGUUAGGCUGUGACUUAAUUCAGGAAAAUGUGAGCAUCUGGGAUUUCCAGGGAGUUGGAGGGACAGUCCGUGCUCUUGGCUAUUGAAGCCGAAACACGUGGUCUGUGGCUUUCUGGCAAACGCAUCUGGGUUUCAUAGAAAGGAGAACCCUGGCUGCCCGCGGAGAGGGGAGGAAACGCUGCCUCUCUCGGCCCUGGGUGCUGCCUCUGGACACUGCCAGCUGGAGCCUUUCAUGGCGAGCAGGAACUGGCAGCACCCAGCACUGCGUGGGAUCCGGCCACAGAAGUUGACGUCAAGAGCGUUUAAAAGAAAAAAAAAAAAAAGAAAAAAAAAAAAAAAAAAAAAGGUAAAAAAGUCAUGCUUAGUUUUGAUGACUGUUUUUUUCAGAGGAAAUUGAAAAAAAAGAAAGCAAAAAGCCCCAGCCCCCAAAAUACCCAAGGCAGAAGAGGUAGUGGAAAUGGAAGGGCAGGAGGAUGCACGUGGCUGGCAUUGAUGGUGGGGUGCCCAUCAUGGCCAGGGGCCAGGUGCUCCAUGUGACGCACAGAGAGCAUCCGAAGUGCAAAUAGUGCAACGUCAGAUGUAACAGAAGGAAAUGUAGCAAUGCAUCAACAACCUUUCUCCUGGCUGCAGUGAGUCAUGUUUUCACCUGAAAAAAACCUACUCUCCAAGUUGGGUUUUCACCAACAAAUUUAGUGGGACUAUCCCACCGUGAAGGUUCUUGGAAACUAAGUGACUUUUGGAAAAACUCUCCGGUGACCUGGCAGUAGUCAAAUGUAGCCCGUGGUGCAUGCCAGCAGAAACCCCAGGAGGCCGAAGAGCAAGAGGGUGAUGAAGGAGGAGCU
This is a messenger RNA of Tyto alba (common barn owl), 2194 nucleotides long. It is a transcript of the gene SMIM35, whose product is annotated as small integral membrane protein 35. Lineage: Eukaryota; Metazoa; Chordata; Aves; Strigiformes; Tytonidae. The transcript has 6 exons. Bases 98 to 370 code for a protein of 90 amino acids. The record is from RefSeq and is a predicted model, not a curated record.